Messenger RNA from Euleptes europaea (tarantolino), 1016 nucleotides. RefSeq names its product MOB-like protein phocein. Gene Ontology annotation, cellular component: cytoplasm; mitochondrial matrix. The transcript has 9 exons. NCBI's taxonomy places the organism in Eukaryota, Metazoa, Chordata, Lepidosauria, Squamata, Sphaerodactylidae. The record is from RefSeq and is a predicted model, not a curated record. Gene Ontology annotation, molecular function: ATP binding; metal ion binding; protein-folding chaperone binding. The coding region runs from base 14 to 799 and encodes 261 amino acids.
AGCAGCAGGCGCCAUGGCAGGGCAGGCGUUUAAGAAAUUCCUUCCGCUCUUUGACCGGGUCCUGGUUGAAAGAUGUGCAGCUGAGACUGUCACCAAAGGCGGCAUCAUGCUCCCAGAGAAGUCGCAGGGGAAAGUGCUGCAGGCCACUGUGGUUGCCAUUGGGUCGGGCUCUAAGGGAAAGGAUUUUUACAAUUGGCCUGAUGAAUCUUUUGAAGAAAUGGAUAGCACCCUGGCUGUUCAACAGUAUAUCCAGCAAAACAUAAGGGCAGACUGUUCGAACAUCGACAAAAUUCUUGAACCUCCAGAAGGACAAGAUGAAGGUGUAUGGAAGUAUGAACACUUAAGGCAGUUCUGUCUUGAGCUGAAUGGCCUUGCAGUUAAACUUCAGACUGAAUGCCAUCCCGAUACCUGCACACAGAUGACGGCAACCGAACAGUGGAUUUUUCUUUGCGCAGCCCACAAAACUCCCAAAGAGUGUCCUGCCAUAGACUAUACCAGGCACACGUUGGAUGGAGCUGCUUGCCUUCUCAAUAGCAAUAAAUAUUUUCCCAGCAGAGUUAGCAUAAAGGAAUCCUCCGUAGCCAAACUAGGAUCAGUCUGCCGUAGGAUUUACAGAAUAUUUUCGCAUGCGUAUUUUCAUCACCGUCAAAUAUUUGACGAAUAUGAGAACGAAACCUUCUUGUGCCACCGGUUUACCAAAUUUGUGAUGAAAUACAACUUGAUGUCGAAGGACAACCUGAUUGUCCCCAUUUUAGAAGAGGAAGUCCAGAAUUCAGUUUCUGGUGAAAGUGAGGCAUGAUCGGUAUCGCGGACUCUAACGAACACCUGAUUAACACAAUGUACUGUAUAUAUCAUUUUAGAAACUUCAAUCAUGUAUCCUUAGAGCUCUGGUUAGUAAAUAUUUUGUAUGCUGUGUUCAUUUCCUCUUAAUAUGGGAUAUGGUUUAAGUUAUUCAUGAACUGUACAUUCUUCAUUGUGGCACUCAUGGUUUUUAAAUAAAAUUAGAAUUAUCUGUU